Molecule: messenger RNA, 4471 nt
Organism: Gallus gallus (chicken)
Lineage: Eukaryota; Metazoa; Chordata; Aves; Galliformes; Phasianidae
Gene: ZFPM1
Product: zinc finger protein, FOG family member 1
Exons: 8
Coding region: 1292-3973 (893 amino acids)
Biological process (GO): heart development; negative regulation of transcription by RNA polymerase II; positive regulation of transcription by RNA polymerase II
Cellular component (GO): nucleus
Molecular function (GO): RNA polymerase II-specific DNA-binding transcription factor binding
Source: RefSeq, a predicted model, not a curated record
GCAGAUGGACGGGGCUGGGUUGGUGUUGGAGGGGGGACUGCUGCCCAGAUGCAUUUUGGUCACUUUGGGGCACUUUCUGGAGAGGUGUUGGUGUGGGAGCUCUGCAGUCAUUGCCCACCAGGCACUGUCUGGAUCCUAUAGAGGGCUUUGCACCCAUCCCAUCCCCCAAACCAUCCCAUAACCAGCAUUCUCCCAGUCCCAUCUUUGCACCUCUCCCUCUCAUUUGGGAGCUGGGGAUCCGGGGAGCACUGCAGCCUCCAGCCCCUCUCCGAUGGGGAGAGCUGGGCAUACAGGGCUGUACCCCCUCCCAGUCCACAUUGCCUCCUGGAGGGGUACAGCAAAUGGCUCUGAGUUAGGCGUUGGCAUGGAGAACAGAGCUACAGGCAGCUCAGCCUCACUUAGACACCAGAGAAUCCCCACAGCAGGCUGAGCCCUGGGAGGCUGCUGCUUUCUAGCCAGCUUUGUGCUGGAAGGGCGGGGGUCCAUCCCUCACCGUGCACCAAUGCCCCCCCCAGACAGAUAAAACCCACAGACCCAGACACGAUGCCACAUCAAUAGCGAUUGCCUGCCCACAUCCUCACAGCAUCCCCCAGGUGUGGGGCACAGCGUCCCCCCCACGGGGCCAUCAGGCCCCAAGGGUCGCAUUGCCCCCACCCCCAUUUCAGACCCCAUCUCCACCUUUGCUCAUCUCCACGCGCUCUCCCAGCUCCGGCGCAGAGAUAACUUUCUCAGAGCCAUUUUUUCCCCUCCAUCUAAUUAAAAACUUUUUUUUUUUUCCCCUUUUGUUCCUUCCCCCCCAUUCUCCCCCCUCCCCACCCCCCCCUUUCCCUCUCUCGUUCGGUUGUGUUUAUCUGCGCCCUGACUCCUGCCCGAAUAAUCUCUCGCCGCCCGGAGCUGGUGUGCAAACCUCAAGGUUUAUUAUCGGGGUGAGCAGGGCACGGCGAGGAGGGACGGCUCGUCCUGACGGACAGCCCCUGCGCUCCCCCUUCCCCUCCACAAUGAUGAACUGGAGCUGGUGGUGCAGGAUGGGGAGCGCCGGGUGCGAGCCCGACAGAGCCUCCCUGAGGGCUUCUCCUGGGGACCCUUCCAGGGCAGCAUCCACAGUGAGCCGACGUCACCGGGACACGGCGAGGCGCAGAGCCCACCCGUGACGCUGGUGCUGGGGGAUGAGAGCUGCUGGCUGUCCUGCCUGCCCCUGGUGUCCGGAGAGCCCGAUGCCAACGCUGUCAUCUACAGGAAGGAUGACGCCGUGUGGUGCAGGACCACGCGUGCCGUGCGGGAGGAUGAGCCCAUGUGUGCCUUCGUGGUGGCAGAGCCAGCUGCCAUCCCUGGGCAGGCGGUGAAGGCAGAGCCUGGAGACUCGCCCUACCCGGCUGCGCUGCACUCCGACAUCCAGCUGCUGCCCCAGCAGGCGGGCAUGGCUGCCAUCCUGGCCACCGCCGUGGUGAACAAGGACGUCUUCCCAUGCAAGGACUGUGGGAUCUGGUACCGGAGCGAGCGCAACCUGCAAGCCCACCUGAUGUACUACUGUGCCAGCCGGCAGAGCGCGGGCUCACCUGCUGUGGAUGAGAAGCCCAAGGAGACAUACCCCAAUGAGCGUGUCUGCCCCUUCCCCCAGUGCAAGAAGAGCUGCCCCAGCGCCAGCUCCUUGGAAAUCCACAUGCGGAGCCACAGUGGGGAGCGUCCGUUCGUCUGCCUGAUCUGCCUGUCCGCCUUCACCACCAAAGCCAACUGCGAACGCCACUUGAAGGUGCACACGGACACCCUCAAUGGUGUCUGCCACAGCUGCGGCUUCAUCUCCACCACACGGGACAUCCUCUACAGCCACCUGGUCACCAACCACAUGAUCUGCCAGCCAGGCUCUAAGGGAGAGGUGUACUCACCAGGGCCAGCACUGCCUGCUGCCAAACCCCUCACCCCUGGGCUGAGCCAGCCGAACAACGCGCCCGUGCUGAAGUGCAGCCUGCCCGCCUUCAUACCCGACGGGCUGCCGGCCCUACCGCAGCACGUGGUGCUGCACGGCCCUCUACCCACCAUCCUGCCCGGCCCAGAUGCCACCCCACAGCCCGCAUCACCCUCGGACACCACCACGGGACCCGCAUCCACUGAGGCGCAGAAUGGUGAAACCCCUGGAGAAGGUCAGUCCUCCUCCUCCUCCGGCGAGGCCAUCCGCAUCAAGGAGGAGCCAGCUGAUAGCCCGGCUGGGAGCGAGGCAGAGGAACCCAAAAGUGGGGAGGCCGCUGGUAGCCCCAGCUCGGAGCCAGAGCCCAGCUCCCGGACCUCAUCCCCCCGUAGCCUUCCCCCAGGGAAGGUGAAGUUGGAGCUGGCCAGCCCCACGCCGGGCUCCAGCCCCGUGCCCAGCGAGCCGGGCUCGGGCACGGCGGGCGGCACCGUCUUCCUGCCGCAGUACCUGUUUGGCCACGAGGCCGCGGCGGUGGUCCCGCAGGCAUCGGAGAUCCUGGCCAAGAUGUCAGAGCUGGUGCACAGCCGGCUGAAGCAGGGCCACGGUGCGGUGCCGCCGGCACUGUUCACCGGAGCGCCGGUGCCGAAAGGCGCGACGUGCUUCGAGUGCGAGAUCACCUUCAACAACAUCAACAACUACUACGUGCACAAGCGGCUCUACUGCUCCAGCCGCCACCUGGCUGAGGACAGCCCCCCCGGUGCCCGAAAGCUCAAAGUGCCCCCAGCGGCCCCCAAGGGUCCCCCUGGCCCUGGGACGCUGCUGUCUGCUCCGUCGGGCGAAGGGCAGAGGGCUCCAUCAGGGGACGGGGAUGUGGGGCGCGCAGCCACGCCGCCCGCCCCGCUGGAAGAAAGCAAAGCGGUGUCCCCGGAGGCGGAGGUGGCGGCAUCGGGGCGGUGCAGCGAGGACAGCCAGAGCCCUGUCAGCUCGGAGGGGGACGAGGACCCCAGCAAGACGCUGUGUGAGGCGUGCAACAUCCGCUUCAGCCGCCACGAGACCUACGCCGUCCACAAGCGCUUCUACUGCGCCUCGCGCCACGACCCGCCGCUGCGCCGGCCCGGCCUGCCCAAGGUGCCCUUCGUCCCGCAGCCCCUCCGCACCCGCAAGCGCCGCAAGCUCUACGAAAUCCACGGGGCUGAGCCACCCCCACCGCCCGACCCCAAAGCCCCGGCGGCCGCCCCUUCGCCCAGCUCCAGCCCCGAUGCCGAGGGUCCCAUCGAUCUGAGCAAGAAGCCGCGGCGGCGCGGCGGGGAGCAGAACGCAGCCACGUUGCUGCCGUUCGCCGACUACCACGAGUGCACGGCGUGCCGCCUCAGCUUCAACAGCCUGGACAGCUACCUGGCCCACAAGAAGUUCUCCUGCCCCGCCACCCCGUUGCAGCCCGGUGCCAUGGAGCACCUCCAGAAGAUCAAAGGGGCUGUGCCCAAAGGACACCGCGACGGCGAAGGGGACAAAACGGCCCCCGCCGGCACCACCAAGGCUCUGCCACCCGCUUACCCUGCGGCCACGGUGGGGGACUCACGGUACCCUAAAGGUGCCAAAGGGCCGCUCUCCAUCUGCCCCUACUGCCCACUCAACGGGACCAUCAAGGGGGACCUCAUCGAGCACUUCCGCCACGUCCACGGGCUCUUUGUGGCCGCUCAUGGCCUCCCUGACGCCCCACGGCCCGGGGGGGGCAGGACGCCCGAGCCCCCCGCAGCCUCACCCCCGCGCCCACCCGCCCCGCGCCUCCGCCGGGACAGCUUCAACGGCAAGGAGGCUCGCGAUGCCCCCCCCAACGGCAGCCCCCGGCCCCCCGUCUCCCCCCGGCCCCCCACCGACAAGCCCCCCACUCCGCCCUCCUAUACGGACCGGGGGGUGCAGACCCCCCCGGCCAAGGCUGCGCCCGGCCCCGUGCCCAACGGCAACCACCGGUACUGUCGCCUGUGCAACAUCAAGUUCAGCAGCCUGUCCACCUUCAUCGCCCACAAGAAGUAUUAUUGCUCGUCCCACGCGGCUGAGCACGUCAAGUAAAGCCCCCCCCCCAGCUCCGAUAGGCAGUUUGGGGUUGGGGGGGCUGCGUGGGAAUGGUGUGGCUGGGGGUCGAGGUCCCGGUGAUGGAUGUGUAUUUAUAAAGCGCUGCGCCACCAUCCUCAUUGCAGAUGUGGGGUUGGGUCGGGGUGAUGGACCUCAGGGGGGGCUUCUGCAGCCCCUCCUCAUCCCCAGAGCACCACAUCUCUCUGCUCUGGGUGCUGACGUGCACCCCAAGUGGAAGGACCUCAGAGCACGCACCUGGAGGCACCGUGGUAUGGGGAGGGGGGCUGCCCCCUCCCCAGCUCUGCAAAGCCCCCUCUGUCUGCCCCACUGCUCCUCCCCACGUGGUGCUGCAGGGAAAGUGGGGCAGGGGGCAGACACUACAGGGAAGGGGGGGCACAAGCAGGCCCUGGAAUGGGAGAGCACUGAAGCUGAGAAUGAAGCAUCCCUGGGAACUGUGUGUAUAAGUGUGUACAGAAAUAAAUAUGUCUAAUAACA